Paramuricea clavata is the source of this 694-nucleotide messenger RNA. The record is from the annotation of a GenBank genome assembly. NCBI's taxonomy places the organism in Eukaryota, Metazoa, Cnidaria, Anthozoa, Malacalcyonacea, Plexauridae.
AUGAAGGAAGAGCUAAAGUCCAAGAAGAACUAUUGUUGGCAGUAUUGAACAGAUAUUCAACUUUGCAAAUAGUUGAAAGUGAUGAUGAUAGCGGAGCGAAUGGCCAUGCAAACAUCCGCCGUGACCGAUUGUAGACUGCCUUGCGUCCUCGGACAGUAGCAGGUAUGACAAAAAUUGCGAGACAUGGCGACAAGAUAAACAACAAGAUCAAAAGAUCGGUAAUGCGUCACAAGACGAAAGACAAGAAACAAGAUUCAAUAACAACAGAGAAUUACGCCAACAACAACAUCAAAAUAGGGAAUCGGUUAAUGACGGGCUUACUAGGUCCAGCCAUACUGUCAAAACCACGGUAUUAAUUGGCGACUCGAUGAUAAAACAAAUUGAUUGUAAAAGAUUACAACGGGCAGUUAACGGGCGGCACUCUCGUGGAUCGAGAAUUAGGAACGAAACUUAUCGGGGAGCCAAAGUUGAUGCAAUGAAACACUAUGUAAAGCCGUGCUUGACAACAAAACCGGACAGAAUAAUAUUACAUGUUGGGACGAAUGACAUUGGUACCAAGGACGAGAAAGAAAUUACCAAAAGGAUUGGCGAUAUAUGCGAAAUAAUACACCAGGAAAGUCCGAACACGAAAAUUGCCUUAUCAAUGUUGGUAACCAGAGCAGAUAAACCUGAUUAUAAAGCAAAAGUACAAAAG